Lepus europaeus (European hare) is the source of this 822-nucleotide messenger RNA. It is a transcript of the gene PLSCR5, whose product is annotated as phospholipid scramblase family member 5. Gene Ontology annotation, cellular component: plasma membrane. Gene Ontology annotation, molecular function: phospholipid scramblase activity. Gene Ontology annotation, biological process: plasma membrane phospholipid scrambling. NCBI's taxonomy places the organism in Eukaryota, Metazoa, Chordata, Mammalia, Lagomorpha, Leporidae. The record is from RefSeq and is a predicted model, not a curated record. Bases 1 to 822 code for a protein of 273 amino acids. The transcript has 7 exons.
AUGGCCUCUAAAGAUGCACACAACCAAAGAAGUAGAGGUCAGCCCGGCUUUCUUCCUGGAGCUCCAGAUCCAAACCAAAACUUGCGUGCCUCCUCAUCCGAUCCAGGGAAUCAAGUAUGGCAGCCAGGUGUUCCUUCACCAAGUAAUUUCCUGCCAACCAUCAGUUUUCCUCCUGGGCUAGAAUAUUUAAGCCAGUUAGACCUGAUCAUUAUACACCAGCAGGUGGAGCUUCUUGGAAUGAUACUCGGUACUGAGACCUCCAACAAAUAUGAAAUUAAAAACAGCUUGGGACGAAGAAUUUACUUUGCAGUGGAGGAAAGCAUCUGCUUUAAUCGUACGUUCUGUUCCACGCUGCGAUCUUGCACCCUGAGGAUCACAGAUAACUCUGGUCGAGAGGUGAUUACCGUAAACAGGCCCUUGAGGUGUAACAGCUGCUGGUGCCCUUGCUACCUACAAGAGUUAGAAAUUGAAGCCCCUCCUGGAACCAUAGUUGGUUAUGUUGCACAGAAGUGGGACCCUUUUCUGCCUAAAUUCACGAUUCAAAAUGCAAACAAAGAAGAUAUUUUGAGAAUUGUUGGUCCUUGUACAACAUGUGGCUGUUUUGGCGAUGUGGAUUUUGAGGUGAAAACCAUUAACGAGAAGCUUACAAUUGGGAAGAUUUCUAAGUACUGGUCAGGAUUUGUAAAUAACGUCUUCACAAAUGCUGACAACUUUGGAAUUCAUGUUCCUGCAGACCUGGAUGUGAGGGUCAAAGCGGCGAUGAUUGGUGCUUGUUUUCUCUUUGAUUUUAUGUUCUUUGAACAUUCACUGGCUGGAUUAUAA